Molecule: messenger RNA, 747 nt
Organism: Podospora anserina S mat+
Lineage: Eukaryota; Fungi; Ascomycota; Sordariomycetes; Sordariales; Podosporaceae
Exons: 3
Coding region: 1-747 (248 amino acids)
Molecular function (GO): dTDP-glucose 4,6-dehydratase activity
Source: RefSeq, a predicted model, not a curated record
AUGACCAUCGCGGCUGGGGCAGUCUCGCCCGCUGGGUCAGUCAAUGCUUAUCGCCCUCCCGGCCGAAACAACAGCUUCUUCGAGGACUAUGGCAUCUGGAAGGAGGCGCCCAUCUUCACGGGCAGCACCAAGUUUGACCCAUUGCCCGAUGUCAAGAAUAUCAUGAUCACGGGAGGCGCCGGCUUCAUCGCCUGCUGGCUCGUCCGUCACCUCACACUAACCUACCCCCACGCCUACAACAUUGUCUCGUUCGACAAGCUAGACUACUGCUCCUCACUCAACAACACCAGAGUCCUCAACGACAGACGAAACUUUACCUUCCACCAGGGCGACAUCACCAACCCGUCCGAGGUCCUGGGCUGCCUCGAGCGGUACAACAUUGACACCAUUUUCCACUUUGCGGCCCAGUCGCAUGUUGAUCUGAGCUUUGGUAACUCGUACGGGUUCACCCACACGAAUGUGUACGGGACCCACGUCUUGCUCGAGAGCGCAAAGAAGGUGGGCAUCAAGAGGUUUAUCCAUAUUUCCACCGACGAGGUCUACGGCGAGGUUAAGGACGACGACGACGACUUGCUGGAGACGAGCAUUCUGGCGCCGACGAACCCGUACGCGGCGAGCAAGGCGGCGGCCGAGAUGCUGGUGCAUUCGUAUCAGAAGAGCUUCAAGCUGCCGGUGAUCAUUGUGCGGAGCAACAAUGUUUAUGGACCGCAUCAGUAUCCCGAGAGUGAGUUUUUGGCCCGGUUUUGA